Plasmodium reichenowi is the source of this 12879-nucleotide messenger RNA. RefSeq lists its product as hypothetical. The coding region runs from base 1 to 12879 and encodes 4292 amino acids. The record is from RefSeq and is a predicted model, not a curated record. Lineage: Eukaryota; Apicomplexa; Aconoidasida; Haemosporida; Plasmodiidae. The transcript has 3 exons.
AUGAUAAGUAUUCAAACAGUGCAUAGUACAAAUAAGAUAAAUUUUUUAAUAAAAGGAAAAUUUAUUAAGAAUAAUGAAAAAGAAUUACUACUCGCAGCAAAGGAUUGCUAUCUAGAGUUGCUGACAAGCAAUUAUGGAGAAAGCAUAUAUGUACAGAACACUUUUUUAAAAAUAAUAUUUUUACAAGUUGUCAAAAGUAAACACUUUGAUCGUUUUAUUGUGGUUGAUGAAAAAUUAAAUGUUCGUAUUUUAGAAUAUGAUAAUGGUUUUAUAGAAUACUAUUUUAUCGAUAAUUUAUUUGUAGAAAAUUUAAAGUUAUAUAAAGAAUAUUUGAAAAGCACCAAGACAGAAAGUGCGUGUUUUAUAAUAGAAGAAGACUACCACAAAUAUAUUAAUAUAUGUAAUAUUAAUGAUAUCUUUUUUAUAUCUAUUGAAAAUAUUUUAUUUAUUAGACAAGUACAUCCAAAUAUAUAUUAUAAUAACUGUUUAAGUGAUGUACAUGAAAAGAAUGAUAGAUCGAAAUUUGAAGUUUUAAAAAAUGAUAAUGAAAAAGAUAAACUUAUUAUCAAACAUCCCUUUUUUAUUAAAAAUAUUAAAAAUGAUUCUUCUGUACAAUAUGAACAGAAUAAUGAAACAGACAAAUUUUUUAAAGUUAAUAAAAUAAAUAGAUUUUCGUUAUGUCAUGAUAAGAAGAAAAAAAUAAAACAAAAGAAAAAUAUGUUCUAUGUAGAACCUAAUAAAUUGAGGGAAGAUAAUUCAUUUGUAGAAUUCUGUAAAAAUAUAACAUUUAUAACAUAUUUAGAUAAGGAUAAGAAAAAAAAAAAAAAAAAAAAAAAAUAUAUUUAUAAGGAUAAUCAUUAUGAUGAUGUGAAAAAUCAUGUUGAUACAUUAGAAUGUGAUAAUAUGAAUAAUGUGUAUAUGAAUUUAAGGAAUGAAAAAAAUAUCAAUUUUUAUAAUGAGUUUGAUGAUAAUUGUUUGAGCGUAAAAAUUUGUUUCCUUGUAAAUUAUAUUAAAAAUAAUAUAAAUUGUGGUGAUCAUUUUAUAAAAGACGUUUUACUCUCUUGCGAAAAGGAAAAGGACGAAAUGAAGAUAUUAACAAACAAAUUGAAAAAAAUGAAGAUAUUUAGAAAAGAAGAAUUAUGUUUAUUAAAGCAAUAUGAUAAAAAGAAAUUUAUACCUAUUGAUAUGGUAAAAGAAUAUUUAAAAAAAUAUAAAACAAAAAAUUUAUAUAGUGAUAAAUACUUUCAUAAUAUAUCAGAUAACAAAGAUAAUGUUAUGGAAAUGUGUGACAUGUUUAAUAUGAUAAGUAAUUACUAUUUUAAAAAAUUUUAUUCUAAUAAGUAUGAUUAUAUAUAUAUAACAUAUUUUAAAAAUAUAUUUCUAUAUAAUAAGAAAGGUUUUUUUGAUUGUUCUCAAGAAAGGAAUUUAUUAUUUUUAUUUCAAAUAUUUAUAAGAAUAAAAUUGUUGUUAUUCUUUUUUAUAUCACUCUUCUAUUCUAGUGCUAGAACAUUAUGUAAUAAUUUUGUAUACAUAAUAAAAACGGAGCACAAAUGUUCGGAGAUAUUAUAUGAACUAUCACUUCAUUUAUACUUUUUUAUUAUUUUUGUUUAUUAUCUAUUGAAUUUCCUUUUUACAAAAAAUAGGGAAUAUACCAAUAGUGAACCCCUAAAUAAUAAGAAAAGUAGCAUUUUAAAGGAACGCUCGAAAAAAAAUGAUUAUAAUAAUUUAGAAGAAUCUAAAUGUACACCUGAUUCGGUUACCUCAAGAACAGAUGUAAUUAAUAAUAUAAAGAUAAAUAAUGUACAGAAUGGUAAUGUUAUAAUAUAUAAUAAUAUUUAUUUUUUGAUAAAUAAAAAUUUAUGUUAUUUAUUCGAAAAUAUGGGUAAUGAAAAUGAUGAACAGGAUGGUUCAUAUGAACCUAAUGAGAUAAAGGAAGAGAGUUGUACGAAAAAAAAAGAAAAAAUAAUAAAUAAUAAUAAUGAAAAUAAUUAUGAUAAUAAUAAUAAUGAAAAUAAUUAUGAUAAUAAUAAUAAUGAAAAUAAUUAUGAUAAUGAUAAUAAUAAUAAUAAUAAUAAUCAAAAUAAUCAACAAAUUAUCAGAAAUAAUAUGACCUAUUAUUAUUUACAACUUCAUAAUAUGAUGUACUAUAUCUUAAAUAUGGUAUCCAUAUCGAUUAAUGUAUUAGCCGACAUUAAUUUCGAUUAUUUUAAAUUUCGUAAAAAAAUAUUGAAGGAUUCAUUUUUAAAAAUGAAGAAAAGAAAAAUAAAAAAGAAGAACGAUAUCAUAAUUAUUAUUUCUAAUAAUAAUAACAGUUCAAAUGUACUAUUUUUAAAAUAUAAAAAUAAAGAUACUACCAAAAAAAAAAAUAAAACAUUAAAAAAAAAUAAAGAGUCUGUUGUAUAUGGGUUACAUAAUUUAUUAGUACCUAUAGGUAAAUUAUCUUUACCAUUAGAAAUAUGUAAGUUUGAGAAACUUAGAAAGAAUUCAUUUCUGUUGUUUACAGAAAAAAUUAUAUAUAUCUUCAACUUUUCAUAUAGCCAUGAUAUAAAGUUAACAUUAUUGAAUUAUCUAAAUAUUUAUAAUAAUGUGUCGUAUAAUAUAAAUACAUUAACUUUUAGAAAAAUCGUUAAGAUGGAUAAUAAAAAUGAACAAAUUAUAUAUAAAGAUGUUGAUUGGUAUAUUCUAUCAAAAAACUGUUCUAUAUGGGAUAAAAAUAAAUUUUCACAAAAAUACUCAUAUGACAUGAAUAUUGAUAAGAACAGAUUUAAAAACAACAUUUAUAUGUGUCAUUAUAAUUACUACAAUAAUUUUGAAUGUAUUAAACAUUUCAAAAAUAUUCCUUAUGUUGACAGUUUUUACACGUAUAUGUUUAUUUAUUAUCACAAAUUUAAACAUUAUCAAACCAUAUGUAGAUACUCCUAUCUAAAUUAUAAAAUAUAUAACACUUCCUUUUUUUAUGACAUGCCAAAUAAUUAUGAACAAUAUAAAGAUAAAAGUAAAGGGGGAAUAUGCAUAAACGAUGAAGAUAAAUGUUACCAAAAUUGUGAUAUUAAAUCAGAUGAUAUAAAGUGUAAAGAAAACAAAAUAUGUAAUAUAUAUUAUAAAGAGGAUAAAGAUAUUAGCAACAAAUAUGUUAAUUUAUUUUUUGAUAAUUCAAAAAAGGAAAAAAAGGAAAAAACGGAAAAAAAGGAAAAAACGGAAAAAAAGAAAAAAAAGAAAAAAAAGGAAAAAAAGAAAAAUGAUUCUUUUGUUGUAUCUCUUAAUAUAAGCAAGGGGUUAUUUGAUGAAAUAUAUCAGAAUAAGAAACAUCCCUUUCUAAAAAAAAUAAAAGACACAAAUGGUAAUAAAUAUAAUAAUGAUGAUGAUUAUAAUAUUAAUGGUGAUGAUGAUAAUAAUAAUGAUGAUAAUAACAACAACAAUAACAAUAACAACAAUAACAAUAACAAUAACAACAACAACAACAACAACAACAACAAAAACAAUAAUAAUAAUAAUUGUUGUAAUUAUAUUUUUUGUGAUUAUCUUAAAUACCAUAUUAAACGUAAGAAGAAAAAAUCAUAUAUCCAUAAAAGAAUUAAUACAUUUAAUUAUAUAAAUAAUGAAAAUGUUAUCCAAAACGAUAAAUGUAAAGAUAUAAUUGAUGAUAAUUUUUCAUUUACUAAUAAUAAAUCGUAUGAUAAUAAAAACAGUUUUUCUGUUAUAUCAUUAAAUUCUAAGAAAAGGGAAAAGAAAAAGAAAGGACAGGGGAUAUUUAAUAUUUUUUCUGUUCUUAAACAAUAUCUAAUUAUAGAUAGAAAUAUAAAUGAUAUAUAUAUAAUUACGUUAAUAUAUGAUUAUCUUAAGAAAAAGCUUGUAAUAAAUAAAGACGGUUUUCAAAAUGUUUAUAGUAUGGAUAUAUGCAAAUGUAUAGAACAAAUAAUAUCAAGAAGUAAUAUAAUAUGUUGUAUAAAUCAAGAGAACAAAAAAGGAAGAAAAAUUAUUAUGCAAGAGAAGGAUUUAACAAUAAAUAGGUUUAAUAAUGAUGAUGAUGAGAAUAACAGCAACAAUAAUAACAACAGCAACAAAAAUAAUAAUAAACAAAUGCAUAUUAUUAAUACAGAAACAAAAAUUUCUUCUAAUAAUUUUAAAAAGAAUUAUUUCCAAAAAGUAGAAGAUAUUCAAGUUUAUUAUCUUUUAACAUUAUAUAAAAAAGAAUGUGAUGAAUUGUACAUACUAAAAUCGACCAUAUUUAUUAAUAAGAAUAUAUAUCAUAACAGAUUCAAAUGUAUCCAUUAUAUUAAACAUUUUUAUCGUUUUAAUAAAUUAAAAAGUAUAAAGGAUUAUAAAUAUGAUUGUAAUAUUAUUUCUCGCCCCACUUAUGGAGAUACUGAAAAAAGUAAUUCUUCUUUGUUUACUUUGACAAAUAUAGAAAAAGAAAAAAAACUAAAUGAUUAUUAUAAUGAUAAAUUAUUUGAUAUAAAAAAAUUGAAGAGAAAUAUGUCAUAUAAAUUAAUGAUUCUAGAUAAAGCUAAUUGUAUAUAUAAUUUAAGUGUAGGAUAUAAUAUCUACUUAAGUGAAAAAAAAAAAAUAAAUAUAUCUAAUAUAGAUAUUUGGAACAGUACAUUUUUUUAUCUUCCUUUUAAUGAAAAUAUUAAUAUUCUUUGUUUUUCUUCUUAUUUAAAGACAACUUAUAUGUUAAUUAUGUAUCAUCAUAUAUCUAAAUCUUGUGAUAUAUGUAUGAAUUCAUUUAGUCGUUUGGAUAAAUCAUAUAAAAAGGUGUGUAUGCAUAAAAAUUAUGUAAAGAAAAAUGAAGAUAAAUAUGGUAUAAGUAGAUAUAUAGAUGAGAAGUACAUGUUGGAUAAAAAUUAUGAUAUAAGGAAUAACAAAUAUAUAAAUCAUUAUUAUAAUGGUAAUAAUAAUACUAACAAUAUGAAGAAGCCCACAUUUUAUAUUUUAAAUAAUGAAGAUAUGGAAAGAUAUCAUUUAAUAAAAAGCCGCAUUUUAUUUACACAAUGUAUAUAUAAUGAAGAUAAUAAUAAUUAUGUAAUUUUAAUAUUAAAUAGAUAUAGUAUGAUUAUAAAUGUGUAUAAUAUAAUAAAAAAUAAUAAUGAUAAUAAUAAUAAUGAUAAUAAUAAUAAUGAUAAUAAUAAUGGCAAUAAUAAUGGCAAUAAUAAUGGAAAUAAUAAUAGCAAUAAUAAUAAUAAUUGUAUUCCCAUAAAAUUAGAUGAUACAUUCGAAAUAACUUUUGAUAACAGCAUAUCAUUUUAUUAUUAUAUAAAACAAUUCCUUUUAUUAUCGAAUAGUAAAAAUAUGUUAUUUUUAUUUUAUAUUGAUAUAAAAUAUAAUCGAUGUUUAUUAUUACACUAUUUUCAAUGUAAUGAUACAAUAUAUUCUGUAUAUAUGUUUACAAAUUGUGAUGAUAAUUUAAGAAAUGAUGAUAACGAUAUUAAUAUAAACCCAUAUAUAUUAAUAUGUAUUGGUAUGAAGAGAUUAUGUAAGAUAUUUAUAUAUUUUUUAAAUAUGACAAACAUAAAUUAUAUAAAUAAUAUGUCUGAUGAUAAAUGUGUAAAUAAUAUUUCGCUUAAUUCAAAUAAUAAUAAUAAUAAUAAUAAUAAUAAUAAUAAUAAUCAUAAUAAUAAUAAUCAUAAUAAUAAUCAUCAUAAUAAUCAUAAUAAUAAUCAUCAUCAUAAUAGUAAUAAUAUUUUUAAUUAUAUUUAUUUUCCAUGUGAAAAAUAUUAUAUUGAAAAAUAUAUUCAAAAUGAUCAAGAUAUAACACAUCCUGUAUCAUGUUUUCCAAUUUAUAAAAAAGGAAAAAUAGAGAAAGAAAAUAAAUCAUUUAUAAUUAAUAAGAUGUAUAAUUAUAAUAUUGAUACAUUGAAUGAUGAUAUAUUUAUUACUGGUGUAUGUAAAUUAAAUAAUUUUCUUCUAGUUGGUUGUAAUAAUGGUAGUGUCAAAGUAUAUGAUUUAUUUCAGGAUAUUAAUAAAAAAGGAAAACAUAAUUUUAAAUCGAAUCAUUUAUUAUUGGAUUCUUUUCUUUUCUACAAAACUCAGAGAACUAUUAUAAAAGUAUAUGACGAAUUUGUUGUAGGAAAUGCGUGUGUUCUUUUUCUUAAUAUAUUUAAACAUAAAAGACUUAAUGUAAACUAUAAAUCUGACAUCCAUCAAAGUAAUAAUAUCUUGUAUGACCAUCAAACAAAAAACUAUAAAGACAAGCAAAAAAGGUUAUAUGUUAAAAAAAAUUAUUAUGUUAUAGUAGCAUGUGAAGAUAAGUUAUAUCUUUUUCUAUCAAGCAAAAUUAAAGAAAACAACAUUUCUUACCAGAACAACAACAAUAAUAAUAAUAACAACAAUAAUAAUAAUAAUAUUAAUGUUAGUAGUAGUAAUAAUAUGACAGGUGAUUCUUUAAACAAAAAUAAAUAUACCUUAUUUAAUAAAAUGAAAAAUAUUAUGGAUGAAUUUUUUAUAAACACUUUUAAUAUAAAAAACAAAGAGAAAAUCGAAGAUUUAAAAGAUAGCAAAAAGAAAAACAAAAAGAAAAACAAAAAGAAAGAAAAAGAAAAAGAAAAAGAUCAAGAAAAAGAAAAAGAAAAAGAUCAAGAAAAAGAAAAAGAUCAAGAAAAAGAUGUAGAUCAAAAAGAAGUUCAAAAGGAAGAAAAAAAAGAAAACACAAAGAAAGAGAAAAAUGUGGAAGAUUACUUAGAUAUAUUGAAUCACGAAGUGUUUAAGGAAAGGCCCAUUAAAAAUAAAAAUAUAUUCCUUAUGCAGUUAAUAUUUACGAAAAGAAAAAAUAAUCAAAAUAAUAAAAUACAUCAUAAUGUACAUAGUUAUAACCCCACGGAACAAUCAUCAACGUGUGAAAAAAUUAAUUAUUCAAAUGUAAAAUGUGAUGAAUAUGAAAGGAUAAAUACUGUUGUAGGAGAAAUAAAUGACAAACAUAAUAAUAAUAAUAAUAAUAAUAAUAAUAAUAAUAAUAACAACAACAACAACAACAACAACAACAAUAAUAAUAAUAAUAAUAAUAAUAAUAAUAAUAAUAACAACAAUAAUUAUAAUAAUAAUAAUAAUAAUUAUAAUAAUUAUAAUCAUAAUAAUAAUAAUAAUAAUUUUAUUAAUUAUGAUUAUAAUGAUGAUUAUUUUUUUGAUACCAAUUUUUCUUAUAUGCCUAAUAAAGUUAUCAAGGCACAUCCAAAUAUUAACCCUAGAAACAUUAUUGUAAUAAAAAAUUAUAAUACAGAAGAUAAUAUAAUUUUUGACAUUAUCAUAUGUAUUAAUAAUAAAUUAUAUUUUGGUAUUAUUAAAGAAAAAAAAGACAUAUUUAGUUAUGAAGAUGUGAAUACUUUUAAAAAUAUGAACGUACAAAAAUUUGUAAAAUGUAACAAUUUGACAUAUCCAUUGAAAUAUUACCUAGAAAAUUCAUUCGUUUAUGAAAAAGAUAAAGAAAAAAAGAAUACAAAGCAAAUGGUUUUUAAUAUAUAUGAUAAAGUUGUGGAUAGUAACAAAUCAUUUGAGAAGAUGGAUAUAUAUUACAAUAAUCAAAUGAAAGACUCAAGACAUAAUACAUUUCUUAGUAACCAUAUGAAGAAAACAAAUUAUAUAGAAGAUAGAAAGAAGUUUAGUAUGAAAAAAAAAGUAGGCUUCUAUUGUAAUAGUAAAAAUAUGUAUCUUAACAUAAAUCAUAAAAUAAUAAAACCAUAUGAAAAUAAUGUCAUUCCACAUAUUUUAGAAAUAAAAUUGAAUAAAAAUUAUAUGAUGCAUGAAUUAUAUAAUAUAUGUGAUACUAAAAAAAAAGAUGAAAUAAUUAAUUGUGUAGAAAAUAUAUUAGAAGAAAAUAAAAUAAAAUUAUAUCAUAUCCAUAAUAAAAUUAGUAAGAAUUCUUGUAAGUUAAAUUAUGAUUCUUUUGGUGAUGAAAAUGAAUAUUUAAUAUAUAUAUAUAAUAUAUUAUUUUUAAAGGAUAAUAAUUUGUUUUAUCAAAAUAAACAUAUUUUAUAUCUUCUACGUAAUCAAUAUAAAAAUUUUAAUAAUUAUAUAUAUCCCCUUAUAUUUUUUAAUAUAUUAAAUAAAAAAUAUAACUUGAAAUAUUUCUUUCAAAAUAAUUUUAUAAGAAAUAAUAUAUAUUUCCUAUAUAAUACAUAUGAUAUAAAUUAUCUUUCUAAUAUUUCAGAAAAUUUUAUUGUAAAUGUCAGAAAAGCAUUGAGCACAAUUUUUUAUUACUUAAAUUAUAAUAAUAAAAUAAAUGAUCAAAAUGUUAUGAUGUUAGAAGAUUUUGUGCAAACUGCUUUAAAUAAUCAUGAGAUAAAAAUAGAGGAAGAUGAAGAAGUAGAACAAGAAGUAGAACACGAAGUAGAGAAAAAAAAAGAAAAUGAAAGAGAACAAACAAAUUAUAAUACAAACGAACAUUCUAUUAUAAAUACAAAAGAAAUAUUACAUAUUUCUAAUUACAAUAACUUCUCCACCUUAGUAGAUAGCUACGAUAAUAUAAAAAAUACAAAAAAAAAGAAAAAAGGUUUAGCAGAUCAUUCUUGUAGUGUCAAUAAAAAAAAAAAGCAGAAAAAAUCAAAAGAAAACUAUUCCAUUAUGGAUGAGAACAAUAUCAGUAUUUAUGAUGAUAAUAUGAUUAGUAAAUCAAACCAUGAUAUAUAUAAUAACAUACAUAAUAUUCAUAAUAUCGUUAAUCAUGUGCACCAUUCUUAUAAUGAUAAGAAUAUAAAUGAAUAUAAAACGGAUCUUCCAUUGUAUAAUUCAACUAUAUCUAAUGAUAAUAAGAAUAGAAAUAUAUAUAUUUGGAAAAACGAAAUGAACAAAAUUGAAGAAAAUGAACAAAAUAAUAAAAACGCUAUCUCUUUCUUUUUACAUUACAUUCCACUUCUACUUAAUAAAAAAAAAGACGUUUCAAGCAAACGUAAUAUGUGCUAUUAUGUUUUGGGUAGUGAACCGUUAAGAUGUGUAUAUAAUAAUGUUAUAAAAGAAAUAAAUGGUUUUAAUGGUGAUAUGAUGUAUAUGGAUAAUUAUAAUACAUAUGAACAAAAAGACGAAUAUAAUAAAUGUAAUGAGUGUAAUGAAUAUAAUAAAUGUAAUGAGCGUAAUGAAUAUAAUAAAUGUAAUGAGUGUAAUGAAUAUAAUAAAUGUAAUGAGUGUAAUGAAUAUAAUAAAUGUAAUGAGUGUAAUAAAGAUCAUAAACAUGCUGAAUAUAAUACAACAUCACAACUUAAUAAUAACCAUAUAUAUCAUCAAAAGAGAGGAACCGAUUCUAACAAUAUUAUUCAUAAAAAUACACAAGGAAGAGAUGAAUCCUUAAAUUUUUUAAUUAUUCAUUUAAAAGGUAGCAAAUAUAAUUUUAGUAAUGUGACCGAAUAUAUAAAAAUUGUAAAUAAAAAUAAAAAACAAAAUAUAAAUAAUGAUACUUCCAUUUUAAAGAAAAAGAUACCGCAACAUGAUUUUUAUAAUAAAUGUUACAAGCAUGAAUAUAUAACAAAUAAUUUUUCAUACAUGUAUAAUAUAAAUUUAGAGAAAAAAAAAAAAAAAUAUAUAAGAAUUAAUAAAAAACAUAUUGAUAAGAAAAAAUAUUAUUAUUAUAAUUAUCAAGUACAAGAUAUUAAGGGACAACGAAAACGUCUUAAGCUUUAUUUUUCAAAACCUGCAUCAUCUUACAUUUUAAAAAAUAAAGAAAAAAAGGAAAAAAGGGAAAAUAACGAAACGUAUGGUUGCUUAUUCAUAUUUUUAAAUAAUAUAAGUUAUCAUGUUAAAUAUUUAACUAUUUGUAAGUUAAAAAAAAAAAUUAAUUGUAAACUAAAUUUUUGUUCGGAUGAUUUUUUUUUUAUACUCAAGUUUUCUUAUAAAUAUGUAUUUCUGUUAAAUAUUCAAAAAAAAAAAAAUGUAUCCUUUUGGAUAAAUAUAAAACAUAUACAUAAAAAUAUGAUGAUCCUCAAAAUGUUAGACACAAGAAAAUACAAAAAUAAAAAUAAAAAUAAAUAUAAAAAUAAAAAUAACAAAGAUAAUAUUUGCUUCCAAUGUAUACCAUUUAAAGGUGUGAAGGAUAAUUAUGUUCAAGCCUUUUCACCGUGUUAUUAUGAAGAAAGGAAAAAAGGCAUUAUGAAAGAAAUAGGUAAGACAGCAUGUAAUGUUGAGGAUAAUCACCAUAUUGUAGUUUUUAAAAAUGUCAAGAGAGAAAAUAUAAUGAAGAUGUUUUAUGAAAAUAAGAAUAAUAUAACUCCAUUAUAUUAUUUAAGUAAAAAUAUGAGAAAUAUUAAAGUGUUUAUGAAUAAGUAUAUUAUAUAUACACAAGAAAAUUAUGUUAUUUUAUUAAAAAUUACAUUGCUUAAAUAUAAGAAAAAGAAAAAGAAAAAUAAAAAAGAAUGUAAUAGGAGAAUGAAAUGUAUAAUGAAUGAAUAUUUAAAAGUAUUUAAAGGUGAAAAUAAUAUAAAUUUUCCGCAAAAAGAAGAAGAAAAUGAUAACAAUAAUAAUAAUAAUAAUAAUAAUAAUAAUAAUAAUAAUAAUGAUGAUGAUAGUAUAAAAAUGUGUAAUAUAUUUAAGACUCUAUUAAAAAAUCAAAAAAUUUUAAAAAAAAAAAAGAAGCAAAAAAAUGGUAUGAGUGAAAAGGAUUAUUUAUUAAGUCUUAUGAAAAGUAAAAAAUCCGCUUUAAGAAGGUUGGAAGGUGUCAACGAAGAAGAAGAAGAAGCAGAAGAUAAUAAUUUGAAUUAUCAUAUUGAAGAAAGUGAGGACAAUGAGGAUAGUGUAAAGAGUGAGGAUAGUGAGAAUAGCAAAUGUGAAGAAGAAAAUACGGAUGAUUAUAUGCUUAAUUUUGAACAAAUAUAUAAUAGUUAUAAUAAUAUUGAAACUACUUCAUUUUUCUCAAAAUUGUUUCAUGGAACCGAAUAUUUUAAUAUUAUGAAGAAAAAAAAAAAAAAAAAAAAAAAGUACUGUUCAAGAUUGUCAAAGUAUGUUUUUGAAAAUCGUUUUAGUUAUAAAGAAAAAGAAUUUUUUUACAAUUUAAAGUAUGAUGUUGUUGAAUAUUAUAAAUAUGCUGAAAACAAUGAAUUUAUUAAUGAUCUACAAGUAUUUGAAAAUAAAAUAUUAAUAACAACAUCAAGAUAUAUUUCUGUAUAUAUUUAUAAUGAAGAACAAAAUGAAUUUUCUUUAUUAUGUUGUAAUUUUUUAUCAAAUAUUAAUAAUAAUAUAUGUAUAAAUGACAAAUAUAAUAAAUCAUUUAUUUAUCGAAAUAUGUUUGAUUUUGUUAAAGUAAUAUCUAAGAAAUAUAUGACAUUAUAUAAUAUGAUUAAUAGUAAAAAUUUAAUAUAUAUAGCUAGCUUAAAAUUUAUAAAUAAUAUAAAAUAUAUUUUUGAGAAUAAAUUAUUUUAUAAUAUUAUGGGAUAUAAUUUAAAUAUAAAUAAAGAUGAGAAUAUAUUAGAAAGUGUGAGAAAAUAUCAUAAAUUUUAUUCAAGUUAUUUUGUAGUAGAUAAAAAAUAUAAUAAUAUAUUUAACAUAUAUUAUACAUGCUUAAAGGAUAAGAAUGAAAAGUCUAAAGAAGCCAAAGAGGAGGAACCUAAUGUAGAAAAUCAAAAGUAUAAUUAUUUUUAUGAUGAAAAUAGACACAUAGAAAUAUGUUACGAUUUGAUGUUAUUUUUUCAAUUAUUAAUAAUAGCAAAAGAGAUAAAUAAAAAAAAUUAUUAUAAUAUAAUGAAUAUAAAAAAAUGGAAAUCAUAUUUAAAAAAAUAUAUAUAUAAAAAUAGUGAUGAAAAAAAUAAUCAAAAUGACAAGCACAAUAAUAAUAAUAAUAAUCAUAUAUACGUAAAAUAUAUUAACAUUUUAAACAUAUUUAUUGAUCGAAUAUUUAUAUCAUUAAAUAAAAAAUUUCUUUUUUUCAAAAGUGUGUAUAAAAAUAAAUCCAUAAACGAAUUUUUGCUGGAAUUAAAAUUUAAAGUAUUUAAUCGAUUAUUAAAAUUAAAUUCUUAUGAAUUCUCAGACGGAAAAAAUGCCAUAGAUAUAUUACAUGAUAUGUAUGAACAAAAAUGUAAUAGAAAUAUGUCUUAUUUUUUCCUUAUGAAUGUAAUACGAGAUCAUUAUGAUAGUUUUAAAUGUCAACCUUAUAAUAUGAAAUAUGAUGAGGAAAAUAUAAAUAAUAAAGAAAACAUUAUACAUAAAGAAAAUAAAAGUAAAAAUAGAAAAAAGGAUUAUCAUAAUAUUCAAAAUAAUUUUAAUGCAAAUAAUAUAGAUAAUAUAUCUCAUAUUUUCAAAUAUGAAAAAUACCUAAAAGAUAAUUUUCAUAACAAAAAUAAUGAAUUAGAACAAGAAAAUCCAACAAAAAGAUUAAAAACAUUUGAAUAUAAUAUGAUACAAAAUAUAAAAUAUAUUAAUAAAUAUCGUAUGGAUAAUAUAUAUAAUUAUAAUGAUAUAAUAAAAAAUAAUGUAAAAGAUAAAGUUCAUUAUAAAAUUGAUUUUUAUCAUUUUAUAGAUAAGAAUUCUUUUAUGAAUAUAAAAAAUCAUAAUAUAAAUAAUUAUAAUAUGAAAUAUAAUAAUAUUAAAUAUCAUAAGAUGAAAUAUAAUAAUAUUAAAUAUAAUCAUAUACAAUAUAAUAACAAAUUAUUAUUAUCCAAUUAUUAUCAAUAUAAUACAAAUAUAAAUUCACUUUAUUUCACAUAUUUACAUUUUCUUAUCUAUAUAACUAAUCAUCCAUAUAUUUUUUUCCAUAUCAAAAAAUAUUUACAUUUUCAUAACUUAUCUACAAAUUUCAUCAAAAAUAAAAUAUAUUAUUUUAACAUGGACCUCUUAAAUAUUAUUUUUAAUUUAGAUAGCACAGCUUUGGAAGAAUUAAAAAAUAUUUUAACAUUCUUUCCUUCGAACCCAUCUAUUGACGAGAUAUAUAAAGCAGUUUAUUUGUUGUCUAUGCCUUUUUGUCAUACAUAA